Drosophila nasuta is the source of this 1550-nucleotide messenger RNA. RefSeq names its product cyclin-dependent kinase 8 (gene Cdk8). Gene Ontology annotation, biological process: protein phosphorylation. Gene Ontology annotation, molecular function: protein serine/threonine kinase activity; ATP binding. Gene Ontology annotation, cellular component: nucleus. Bases 71 to 1441 code for a protein of 456 amino acids. The record is from RefSeq and is a predicted model, not a curated record. NCBI's taxonomy places the organism in Eukaryota, Metazoa, Arthropoda, Insecta, Diptera, Drosophilidae. The transcript is spliced from 2 exons.
CAUCGACGCUAAAUGUUUGCAAACAGCUGAUGUAAACGGCAAAGUGGCAAAUGCAAAAUAAAACGCCAAAAUGGAUUACGAUUUUAAAAUGAAAACCCAAAUGGAGCGCACAAAGGUGGAGGACUUGUUCAACUACGAGGGCUGCAAAGUGGGACGCGGCACUUACGGUCACGUCUACAAGGCCAAGUGGAAGGAAACGAGCGACGGCAAGGAGUACGCACUGAAACAAAUUGAUGGCACUGGUCUCUCCAUGUCCGCCUGUCGCGAAAUCGCUCUGCUACGCGAACUAAAACACCAGAAUGUUAUCACACUGAUUCGUGUGUUUCUCUCGCACAGCGAUCGAAAAGUGUUCCUGCUAAUCGACUAUGCCGAGCACGAUCUGUGGCACAUCAUAAAGUUCCAUCGAGCAGCCAAGGCAACCAAGAAGCAGGUGGUUGUGCCACGGGGUAUGGUGAAGAGUCUGCUCUAUCAGAUACUCGAUGGCAUUCACUAUUUGCACAGUAAUUGGGUGCUGCAUCGAGAUCUUAAGCCUGCCAACAUUCUUGUCAUGGGCGAUGGCAAUGAGCGUGGACGUGUCAAGAUCGCAGAUAUGGGAUUUGCCCGAUUGUUCAAUGCUCCUCUGAAACCGCUGGCGGAUUUGGAUCCCGUCGUCGUCACAUUUUGGUAUCGUGCUCCAGAACUUUUGCUUGGCGCUCGGCAUUAUACGAAAGCUAUUGAUAUUUGGGCCAUUGGUUGCAUUUUUGCCGAGUUGCUCACAUCUGAGCCGAUUUUCCACUGCCGUCAGGAGGACAUUAAGACUAGCAAUCCCUAUCAUCACGAUCAGCUGGACCGCAUCUUUAAUGUGAUGGGAUUUCCACAAGACAAGGACUGGGAGGACAUCAAGAAGAUGCCCGAACAUCAUACGCUCACCAAGGACUUUAAACGCUCCACCUACUCCGCCUGCUCGCUGGCCAAGUACAUGGAACGUCACAAGAUCAAACCCGAUAGCAAAGCAUUCCAUCUGCUGCAGAAGCUGCUGCUGAUGGAUCCCAACAAACGCAUCACCUCCGAGCAGGCGAUGCAGGAUCAGUAUUUCCAAGAGGAGCCGGUGCCGACGCAGGACGUCUUUGCCGGUUGCCCCAUUCCGUAUCCGAAGCGUGAGUUCCUCACGGACGACGACCAGGAGGACAAGUCGGACAACAAGCGACAGCAGCAGCAACAACAGCAGCAGCAACAACAACAGCAGCAACAGCAACAACAACAGCAGCAGCAGCAACAACAAAUGAAUCCCAACGAGCCAAAUGCGAAGCGAGUGCGUUUGUCUGGCGCAGGAAAUCAACAGGAUUUCCACCAUCAGCAGCAGCAGCAACAACAGCAGCAGCAGCAACAACAACAGCAACAGCAGCAGCAACAACAGAUGAUGUUCAAUCAGCAACAAAGUUUCCAGCAACGCUUCAACUGAGACUGAACUCCCACACUCUUUAUGUUGUCCAUAUCCAUUUCUCAUAAUUUAAUUUAAAAAAAUUAAAAACCCCAAACUAAAUAUUAAAUAAUGCGUCUAAAUAUUGUAU